Molecule: messenger RNA, 1194 nt
Organism: Colletotrichum tamarilloi
Lineage: Eukaryota; Fungi; Ascomycota; Sordariomycetes; Glomerellales; Glomerellaceae
Exons: 5
Coding region: 1-1194 (397 amino acids)
Source: RefSeq, a predicted model, not a curated record
AUGUUCCCCUGCUCCCUGGUUCCCUCUUCACCCAGUGGAUCCGGAACCAACAGGAAGAGGAAGACCCUCUUCACGCAUCCCAGGCACAGGCACAAGGCCCCCAUCAGCUGGCAGGGACUCCCGGACUUUGUGAGGUCCUGGGCAGAGCAAGAAGAGCGGGCAAGUGGACGAAUGAAGGCCUUUGCUGGCAUUGCUCUCGCUGCCCCGGCGCGCGUACCUGGCGUGAUGGGUGCGCUGCCGUGGGACCCAUCACGAUUGUCACCAUCGACUGGUAGGUUUGGACCAGGGGAGAUGGAGGAGGACAAGUUAUGCCAGCACCGCCCUCGUCCCUGGGCGGCGGCAACGAUGGAUAAGGACAUGGGGAGCGUUGCCAGCGUGGACCAGCAUGAGCUCAUAAGUUUCCUUGACGACACGGAUACGGACGCGGACGAGUUUAUCCUUUGCUCGUCUAAUAACUCGUCUCCUUCUUCUCACAACCAGCAGCAACAGCAACAGAGCCAGCAACAGCAUAAACAGUCCCCUUCGUCAUCGUCAUAUCAUAACCUCUACUUGCGGCCCGACUCGUCGAGGAGCCACCAGCACUUUCACUUUCCCCGGACGAGCUCCGAGUCGGGUUCCCGCUCUGGCACUGGCUCUACCGCGACCGCGACCGCCAACUCGACGACGUCGACACUGAGGAGCGGCAAAAGUCACGAGAAGAGCAACAGCAGCGGCAGCAAGAAGACCACGGCGACGACGGUGUCUGCCGCAAACUCGGCGACGAUGGCUGUGAAGCCGGCAAAGGUCAAUACCACCGGAUCAGCAACAAUUACUGUGCCGCCUCCGCCGGUGUCGCCUUCAUCGUCAGGGCCCUUUGGGGCGCAGAUGACGAAGCAAGAAUUCGAGGCGUUGCCGGAAGCUAUUCAGCGAAAGCUGGCUGGAAAGGUCCAGACCGACCCUGGACAGAGCUAUUCGUCUCCUCCAAUGAGUCUCCGACCCAAGUCCAGGGUACCUUCACCUCGCCAACCACAGCCGCCCGAGUUCCGCCGUAUAGCUGCAGCGGGGACUCGCGGCUGGGGGGCCGUUCAGGUACCCAUCGAUGCAGGUUGGCUCGCCGAGUCGUUGCCCAACUGCAGCAUCGGCGCCGCGGAGAGGAUACACUUACAGCGAGUGAGACUGAAGAUGAGCGAAUUGGGGGCGCAGGCCACGAUGUAG